Thyridium curvatum is the source of this 2988-nucleotide messenger RNA. RefSeq lists its product as uncharacterized. The transcript has 3 exons. Gene Ontology annotation, cellular component: cytoplasm; membrane; microtubule. The record is from RefSeq and is a predicted model, not a curated record. Gene Ontology annotation, molecular function: GTPase activity; GTP binding; microtubule binding. Bases 1 to 2988 code for a protein of 995 amino acids. Lineage: Eukaryota; Fungi; Ascomycota; Sordariomycetes; Thyridiales; Thyridiaceae.
AUGAUGGAGCAGACACCUCCGUCCAGCAUGCCCUCGGUCAUCAAGGAGGAGCCCGUGCAGAGCUCCCCGAGCCGCCGGCAACGCGCAGCCGCCAAGGCUUCCGCCAACAACACUGUGGCUUCGUCGUCAGCUGCUUCGACCACUGGGACUCCUCAUGUAGAUUCUCCACAGCAGAAUAAUCAGCCCCAGGUUGCAAACAAUUCGCACCCGCGCUCUCAGGUGUCAGAUUCUCGCCUUAGAAGGUCCGAGGCUCCGACCCUUGCUAGCAGCAGGGUUCAUCCUCCGCGACCCAACUCCGUGGUCGGCACCGAGACAGUCGGUGCCAGCGACGUUCGUCUCCAGGAGAUCCGCCCUCGGCUCCCUGAGGCCCCCAUCAUCAGCCCUGAUGAUGCCCAGCAGACCAGCUUCACCGACAGCUUCGUGUCAAACGGUCUUCCGCUCAAAGAUAUUGACGAGAAGGUCACUGCUUUCAACAACGUCCUGGGCGAAUUGCAGCAUCUCGGCAUCCAGCAUGUCGCCAGCCUUCCAGAGCUCGUUCUCGUCGGUGACCAGAGCGCUGGCAAGUCCUCUUUGAUGUCCGCCAUUGCCGGCCUGAGCCUGCCGCGCAGCGGUGGCACAUGCACCAGGUGCCCCAUCCACAUUCGUCUCUCGAAGCGACCUCGAUGGUCUUGCCAGAUCCGGUUGCAACUCAACUACUACUACGAUGCUCCUCAAGAUACCGAGAUUGAGACCAGUGACGUGUGCGACGAGUGCCCAUUCCCUCCGUGGUUCGAACAGACUUGCGAGGUCAAGGAGUUCAUGACCAUAGAUGACAAGAACGAUACGGGUCUCAUCGAGAAGGCUCUGUCCUGGGCUCAAAUCGCCAUCCUCAACCCCAGCACUGACUACCGCCGGUUUAUCCCGGGAUCUGGUGAUUUCGCUAGGAAUGUGGACACCAGCGCUGUUUUGCCCAUGGAGGCAAAGUUCAGUCCUAAUGUCAUCGCCUUGGAGAUCCAGGGACCUGGCUUGGCCGACUUGUCUUUCUACGAUCUCCCCGGCCUCAUUGUCAACACUUCUGACGGCGAGGAUGAGUACCUCAUCAAAGUCGUGGAGAAUCUCACGAAGCAAUACAUCGAGCACCAGAAAGCCAUCAUCAUCUGGGCCGUUCCUAUGACCGCAGACCCCCAGACAUCGUCUACUUUCACUGUCAUCCGAAAGGCGAAUGCACUUAACCGGUGCAUUGGCGUCAUGACCAAGGCUGACCUCCUCCCACCAGGCUCGGGCAGCCAUACCCAGUGGUUGGAGAUGCUGGAGGGCAAGCGGCACAAGGUCAAGCUUGGAUACUUUAUCACCUCCCGCCGGACCAUCGGAACUGGGCCAAUCAACCUUGAAAUCGAGCACAAAGCUGAGGAGGCCUUUUUCAAUCGGUUCUCCUCGGACAAGGUUUGGCCGCGGGAGUUCCACCGCCACGAGGAUCGCUGCGGCGUUGAGCGCCUUAAGCGAUAUCUUAUUGAGCUUCUCUCCAAGUCCUUCCGCAAGAGCCUUCCAGAGCUUCAGAUGAAACUCAAGAGCCGUCUUCAGAUCAUCAAGCAGGAGCUUACCCAACUGCCCGAGCUGCCCCCCAACCCCGAGGCAGUCAUCCGCACGAACCUUGCGCGCUUCGAGGAGAACCUCACUCAACAAAUGCAAUCGCAGGACUUCGCAGCCAAGUGGGCGAGAAUCGCGGACAAGUUCCGCGCCAAUAUCCUAUUCCUGAAGCCCAAGUACAAGCUGAAGGUCGGCGCUCCAGCCUCCGACAAUGCCACGGACGACUUAGAAAUUGUCAGCAGCCGGAGCUUGGGCCAGUCUCCAGCUAGUGGCGUCAAGCGCCAGGCAUCAGUCGACCAUUAUGCCGACGCGCUGCCUGCGUCCCAGCGGCGACGGGGCGCGAACGGCGCCAUCAAGACCGAGGAGCACCCCAUCGGCUUGCCCAUCACGCCCAGCCGACGCGGCGGUGCGGCCACGACGAACCUGGCGACUCCGACAAGACGCAAGCGAACGGGUGCCACUCGUCCAGGCGGGCCUAGUAUGACGCUGGAAGACGUGCGCGAACUCAUCCGCCGGUGCAGCAAGCCGGGCAUGCCCAACACCGUCCCGGAUGAAGUCAAGGUGCGGCUCUGCAUGACCGCCGUCCAGCACUGGGAUGAGCCGCUCGAAGGCCUGCUUGAGAACUCCAUAGCGUUGCUGCAGAAUAAGCUCCUCAGCAUCCUUGGCCAGUCUCUCGGCAGCCUGUGCAACCGUCAGGUCUUCAAGAAGGCCACCUCCGUCAUCGACGGGUUCUGUCGCGAGAAGCGCAAGGAGCUCGGCGCCCAGCUCAUUCGACUCUACAAGAUAGAGAGCUUCCAGCUCUAUACGCUGGACAACGAGACCUGCCUCCGCCACGAGCACGCCGAGCGCCGCGUCCUGGGGCACAUCCGGCACCACUCGCGCUGGCAGGCGCACCAGGACAAGCUGGACGACGUCGACUAUCCUAAACCCGCGUCCUGGGAUCAUCUGACGGAGGAGCAGCGCGCUCAGGAGGAGGCCCGCAUGGCCAAGGAGGGUGCCAAGCUCGGUCCUGAUCCGUACGAGACGGAGCUCGGCGUCGCGGCCUACGUCCGCGGCUACUACCUGACCGCUGCGUGGCGCUUCAUUGACACGGUGUGCCUGAACUUCACCUCGGCACUUUUCCCCGAGGUUGCGCCGUCGAUGAUCCAGCUCAUGAAUGCCCAUCUUGGCAUCUCUGAUAGCACCGCAGAGGAGUCUAUCUGGAAGGACAUGAUGGAAGAGGAUGAGGAAGUCGCGAACCGCCGCCACGUGCUGCAGACCCAGGAGAAGACCUUUGAGGACGCCCUGCGCAAGAUCGAGCGGCUCGGGAUCGACAGCCACAGCACCAGCGGAGCCGACAUCAUCGACUCGGACGACGAAGACGUGACUUUUGGCGGCCGAGAGGCCUCGGUUGUCGACCUCUCCAUGUCGGAUGUCGAGUAA